AUGAUGAUACAAGAAUUAUUACGUGAUCCACUAUUAACUCGUUUCCGUGUAAUAAUGUUAGACGAAGUUCAUGAAAGGUCUCUACAAACUGAUAUUCUUUUGGGACUUAUUAAAAAAGUGUUACGAAAACGACCAUAUGAUUUAAGAGUGAUCAUUUCUUCGGCUACUAUGGAGGCUGAAAAAUUUGUAGAAUAUUUUUCAAAAAUGAAACCACCAGAAAGUGAAGACAAUAAACAAACACUAAAGUUAACUCCAGUAUCUCAUUUAAGUGUUGAAGGACGUCAAUAUCCUGUUUCUGUAUUUUGUUCCAUUGAUCCUGUUCCGUGUUAUUUAACUGCAGCAAAAGAAACAGUUUUUCGAAUACAUGAAACUAAACCUUUAGGAGGUGAUAUACUUAUCUUUGUCACAGUUGAAAAUGAAGUGUCUCAAUUAGUCGGUGACCUAAUAGCUAAAUAUCGAAAUAGAAAAGAACGUUUUCUUAAUACUCAACAACAAAAUUCAAAGUUAAAAACAUCAUCUACAGCUUAUCCACCAUUACGUUGUCUACAACUGCAUGGUUCUCUUCCCCAACACGAACAACUGCGUAUCUUUGAGCGACCAACUAGAGCUUGUCCUCUGGUGACUAUACCUACAUUACAAGUGUCAGCACGACAACGUGCUGGGCGUGCAGGACGUACAAGAACAGGACAGGUCUAUCGGUUCUAUACAGAAGAGUCAUUUCAUAAACUCUUACCACGUUUCACACAACCAGAGUCUUUACGUGUUGAACUGUCCUGUGCAUUGUUACGCCUAAAAACUCUUGGUAUUGAUCGGUUGGCUCAGUUUGACUGGCUUGAUCCACCGCCUCCAUCACACGUUGGUCAGUCGGUAGAACGACUUGUCGCUCUGGGUGCUCUUGAUGCAAAUUCUGGUCAUCUUACAAUUCCUCAUGGUUUGAAGUUGGCUGAAGUGUCUACAACAUGCGGUUUAGAUCAACCGUCAGCAGCUGCUGCAUUAUUAGGUGCAUGUGAUGAAGGAUGCUCUCAAGAGGUUGCUGCUAUUGUUUCAUUAAUGCAAAUCCAAAGAGUAUUUACUGUCUCCGAUUACAAACGCACUGGUGACCGUAUUCGUAGACAGACAUUUGGAUGUCAUCAAGGGGAUCAUUUAACAGAGUUGAAUGCAUUUGUUGCUUAUGAACAACAGUCAAAAGUAUUGUCAAAGUCAGAACUUUGUACAUGGUGUCGUGAAGUUGGUUUAAAUGAACGUGGUUUGGCACAUGCUAUUAUAUUACGUGAUCGAAUUGCUGAACCUGAAGGCAAUCCUAAUCCAAUACUUCGAUCUCUUGUAAGAGGUUUCUUUCAUCAGGCUGCUCGUCUAGGUCCAUCUGGAUCGCAUUAUCUGACUAUCAGAGGAGAUCAUCAAUUACGUUUACAUCCAAAUUGUGUCUUAUACUCAUCUACAUCGCGUUGGCCGGCGUAUAUACUGUUUACAAAUGUUUUUCUUACACCCAAUUUAGAUGAUGGUAACAAUUCUGGAAAAAUUGGAAAUUUUGAUAAAAAUGAUCCACCUAGCACAUGUGUCAGUGGUGUUAGUGUUAUACAGCCUGAUUGGUUAUUAGAAUUAGCUCCGCAUUAUUAUCAAUUCGGUACAGACAGAGAACACUUGGAGCAUGCUAUACGAAGUAAUAAAUGA
Messenger RNA from Trichobilharzia regenti, 1671 nucleotides. NCBI's taxonomy places the organism in Eukaryota, Metazoa, Platyhelminthes, Trematoda, Strigeidida, Schistosomatidae. The record is from the annotation of a GenBank genome assembly.